Dentiscutata erythropus is the source of this 480-nucleotide messenger RNA. The record is from the annotation of a GenBank genome assembly. NCBI's taxonomy places the organism in Eukaryota, Fungi, Glomeromycota, Glomeromycetes, Diversisporales, Gigasporaceae.
AUGGUACUCAAACAAUAUUCUCAAAUUGUAUUAAUGGACUCAACAUACAAAACCAAUCAUUUUGGAAUACCACUUUUACUUAUUAGUGGAAUUGAUGCAAUAGGAAUUAUAUUUUUAAUUGCAAGUAGACUUAUUUCAAAUGAAACUAUAUCAAGCUUUUGUUGCGUACUUCAACAAUUAAAACAAGUAGUCAGUGAUAUAACUAUAAAUAAAAUUCAAACUAUCUUAACUAAUAGAGAUCUUGCUAUACUUUCAUCUAUUCGAAAUGGGUUAUCACAUGUCAAACACCAACUUUGUAUUUGGCAUUUAGAACAAAAUAUAGUUAAAAAUUUAACUGGCAAACUUGAUAAUAGAUUUUUAGCAUUUAGUAAAAAUUUCAAAAUUACAAUAAUACAAAAUACUGAAGAAAUGUUUAAAACAAACUGGAAUGAUCUUUUGGUAGAGUAUCCUGAAGUAGAAAAUUAUAUGAAUGAGCAAUAG